This is a messenger RNA of Actinia tenebrosa (Australian red waratah sea anemone), 5836 nucleotides long. Its product is annotated as arf-GAP with Rho-GAP domain, ANK repeat and PH domain-containing protein 1. Gene Ontology annotation, molecular function: protein binding; phosphatidylinositol-3,4,5-trisphosphate binding; GTPase activator activity. Lineage: Eukaryota; Metazoa; Cnidaria; Anthozoa; Actiniaria; Actiniidae. Gene Ontology annotation, cellular component: cytoplasm. The record is from RefSeq and is a predicted model, not a curated record. Gene Ontology annotation, biological process: signal transduction.
UAGCUUGAAUCAGUUGCCCGGAAGACGAGUUCAUACAGAAAAACAAUUUGUGUAUUAUGUAAAAAAGUAAUAUUUUGAGCGCUGGAACGUCGUUGUUUCUCUCGAUGGACUACAAAUAUGACCUGAUAGAAAUCUUGAGACACAUUUCUAUAUCAUCUCAAGGUGCUUAGAUUUUCAAAACUUACAAAAUGUCUGCAAACCAAGUAGAACUGACAGAACUAAAGGAAUGGCUAACUAAUGAAGUGAAACUUGAACGCUAUUUUGAAAAGCUCACAAAGUAUGGAUUCAACUCGCUGUCCUUAAUUCAAAAUCUAGAAGAAAGUGACUUAGAUUCGGUUGGAAUUACACCUCCUUACCACCGAAAAAGAAUGUUGAAGUUCUGCAAAGAUCUACAAAUAAAGCAGGCGCCACACGUGAAUAAAGAAUGCGCACGAACAGGAAACGAUCCUAAUGAACUUGGUUUGUCUACUCGACUCGAAGAACGAAACGAAGACUAUGAACAUAACUUCGAUGAUUCGAACGAGGAAGCCAAGAUCGAACCUCCUCCCCUGCCUCCAAAGUUAGGUUCAGGUGAUGUUUAUACGAAACCAAAACCAGUCGUUCCAGACGUAGAGUCAUCACUUCCUCGUCAGCUAGCUGAUUAUAAUACAGAAAGUAACACACCAACGACAUCAGCAACUGCAGAUUCUUCAAAAACAAAGCAAAUCGAGGCGAAGGAACCAAACCUUCUUUCAAAAACGUUGCCAGGUUUAGAGACCAACAGUAGUUCUUUCAGCGAAUGUAAAGAAGUUAAGAAACCAAAGAAGCCACCUCCGAUUCCUCGACGAUCAGAUCUCGAGUCAGAGACAGUUGUCAGUUGUGAAGCACAGGGAGGAAAAAUUGAUGAAACCAAUGGAGAUAAUGAACAAAUUGAUCUAGCACAAGAUAUUGAAAAAACUGGAGACUCAACUGCCGAAAUGCCUUAUUAUUUUACAGAGAAGGCCAGUGCCCCAAAGCCUGUACCAAGGCCAAGGGUUGGUAAGGAAAAACCACUAAGUGCUCCAAGAAGUUUAGCCAAUCAGCCAACACAUUGUAGUGAAGUAACAAAAUAUGCUAAGAAUGAACUGGUUGAAGGUAGAGAACUGCCCUGCAGUGAGGGUGAGUGUGCACAGAAAUCAAAGGUAGAUAGUGAACCAAUAUAUUGUAAUAAGGAGGAAUGCUUGCAAGCAAUUGUUGCACCUCUUAGGGAAGUGGAAAAACCAGCUAAUAAGAAGCCUCUGCCUCUACCACGGCAAAAACCUCAACAAUUAAGCCUGGCACAGCAGGCUGAGUCAGACAAACUAAGGUUUCCACUACUCCAUGGCCAGGAGAGAAACCAAGAAUUUCGACAUUCAAUAGCUGUUUCAGGUCAAUUUACAAACAAACCGGCUGAUGAGGAAGAGAAAGCAACACAGCUUAGGAAUGGCGCCUUGCAUACAAGAUCUUUACACAGAUUAGAUAAGCUUGUCCCUGUUGUUUCACAGCAUGAAAUUUUWAAAAAACCUGCAAGUUUAACAAAAGAAAGUACUGCAAUUUAUACAAGUGUUCAACCCAACCAUCAUAAGCCAGUUUCUCCUUCUGCAGACUUUGAUGAGCAAGAUGUCUUUGGUGGUGUCCCAAAAGAUAAUAAAGUCUCCUCAGAAUAUUUGGGGACAUAUGAAGUUGUAAAAAUGCCAAAUGACAGGAAUCGUCCAGAAAGUCAAGAAGAAAUCUAUGAGCCUCUGAAUGAUUAUGGUAAAUCAAAUAAUCCAAAUGAUUACUCUAUGGCUGGAGAGAUAGAGCCUUCUAAGAAAAAGAAGAGCACAGCUGAAGAUGUCAUCUAUGAUUAUGAGAGUGAUGAAUCAACAGAGGGGCUUCUUUUGGAAGAACCACCAGAAUUGCCAGAGGAAAGAAAGACAAGARGAGACAGUACUGACUCAUUUGAUGCAAAGCUGCCAAAGUCUGUAACACCAAAAUCACGCAAAACUUCUGGCUAUCUUUUUAAGCAAGGAGGUCAACAGAAUAACCGAGGAUGGAAAAAAAGAUGGUUUGUCUUUGAUGGCAAAGAAUUGAGAUACUACAGAUGCAAGGAAAAUACUCAAGAGUCUUUACAUGUCAUCCCAGUUAGUCAGAUGAAAAAUAUAGAGUUUGAAAAAGAGGCAAAGAAAGGAAGAUUCAAUCUCAUUACUGCCAACAGGGUGUUUAUGUUAUCGUCUGACUCAAUGACUGACACAAAUCUUUGGGCUCAAACACUCAUGGAGGCUAUUCUGCAGUAUAAGGGAGACGAUUCUACUAAGAAGAAUGGUGGUAUGAUGAGCGAUCCUGACAAAGAAGGAUGGCUGAAAAAACAAGGUCAUAAUGUCAUGGGAGACUGGAAAAGGAGAUAUGUUGCUAUUAAGGAAGACAUUAUUUGUUACUAUGACACCUAUGAGGACUUUACCUAUGAGACACCAAUACACUGUGUAGAAGCCAAACUAGCUUCCGUCAAACAAGACCUUGGCCACAGGAACAGGUUCCUCAUUGUAACUCCUUAUAAAGCAUUCAGUUUUCAAGCCGAGAAUGAGUUUGAAGCAGCUUCCUGGAUUUCAGCCAUUCAGACGGCAAUUCAGAUGGGACUCAGUGAUCAUGCAGUAAUUAACCAAGUUUGGUCAAAUCCUGCAAAUAAAAAAUGUGCAGAUUGUGGGAAAAAAGAUCCAGUGUGGGCUUCUGUCAAUUAUUGUAUAUGUGUUUGUGCAAGGUGUAUAGGAAUCCAUAGAAGUAUGGGUGUAAAGUAUUCUAAACCAAGGUCAUUAUUGAUGGAUGAGAAAAUAUGGAAUAUGCAGCUUUUGGAGCUGAUGCUGAAGGUAGGAAAUGAUAAUGCUAACAAGCUGCUUGAAUUCAGAAUACCAGAUGACGAUAGGAUAAAUCCAGAUUCUGAUAACGAAAAAAGAAUUGAGUUCAUCUUUUCCAAAUAUAAAGACAUGAAGUAUAUGAAAAUCUCUGAAGAUUACGGCAAGCGAGAAGCAUUAGGCCAGAGUCUGCAAAAGGCAGUGGUGAAAGAUGACAUACUGAAGACAAUGGAGCUUCUAAUUAACAGAGCUGAUGUUAAAUAUACAAACUCUGAUAGUGAAGACCAGAGAACACCAUUGGAACUGGCAAAGGAUGCUGGUCAAGAACUCCAAGCAGAACUUCUUCGUCAGAAUGGCGCAGAUGCUAUAGAAGAACCUUCACCACUUAUUCCUGAUGAAGACGCCGUGGGAUUUGUCAAAGUUGAUGCCGCUGAGCUACCGCCGCAACCUUUGGCAGAAGUACCUCAUAAAGCAGGAUACCUUUUGUUGUUGAAAAAGAAAUACUGGUUUACCUUGAAGGAUCGACAUCUGAAAUAUUUCCGGAAUCAAAUGGACAAAGAUCCUAUAGGUGUUCUUGACCUGGCAGCAGUAACAUCACUGGAAUUACACACAAGUGAGGACACCAGGACCCUGGAUAUCGUCACUCCUGAAAAGGCUUAUACAUUGAAAGGAGAAUCAGACGAAGAGCUAGAAUCAUGGUAUGCUGCGAUAAAGAACAAACAGGUAUUCAACGUGCACCUCGGUUUCCAGGAGUUAGGAUCAGAUGGUAUUCCACAUUUGGUGGCACAUUGCCUACAGUUUGUUGAAACUUACGGGUUACAAGCAGAAGGGGUCUACCGAGUUAGUGGAAACCAGGCUAAAAUCAGAGCCUUGACACAAUCUUUCAACCAAGAUGCUAGUCGAGUAAUGCUGACACUAGACGAUUACAGUGUUCACGAUGUGACGGGAACUCUAAAGAAGUACCUUCGUGUGCUACCGGAGCCUGUCGUCCCUGACAAUAUGUACAAGACAUUUAUCAUGGCAUCAUGUCAUCCUGAUCGUGAUACAAAGUUAUAUGCCAUUAAAGAUGCUCUUGUCAAGUUGCCCAAAGUUAAUUAUGACACAUUGAAGAGAAUUAUAGGUCACUUGAAAAAAGUCAUUGCAGAUCAAGCUAUUAACAGGAUGGGUAUUGAAAAUAUCUCCAUGAUAUUUGCCCCAACUCUCAUGUCUAACGAAAAUACCGGAAAAAUGGACAACACUUCAAUCAACCAAGAGUUCAAAAUAAUAGGAGAUUUAAUUCACUACUACGAAUGGUUUUUCGAUGUUGAUGAUAAAGAGUUAAUAAAAGAUAAGCUAAUGGAAGAAGCGAGAAAAAAAAUUCUACAGAUUCAAGAACCGGGGCAAAGUGGAAUGAACCAGGAAUUCAAUUUAGAUAUUUAUGUACAACAAAAGAACGACAGCCCUUGUCUUAUUAAAGUUGCGGCUGGUAUGACUGCUGGUGAACUGUGCAUGAAUAUCAUACAGAAAAAAGCACUUCAACCAGAAACUAAUUGGGCUCUCUUUGAGGUCAUUGGGAAACUGAAUCUUCAAAGAGCUGUGCACCACCGAGAGAAGGUUUUACCUGUUGUAAUGUCAUGGGAAGCCUUUGGAGAGAUCAGUAAAGGCAACUAUCUUAUAAUUAGGGAAAAUCACAUUGCUGAGAGCAUCCAGCCAUUCAUUGGAACAUCUCUGACUCUAGAAGGCCAGCUUCACGUUCGUGAACCAAAGAGAAAAGACUGGAAACUAUCAACGGUUAUACUGAAAAAUGGUUAUAUGGUGGUAGAUAAAAGCAAGUCGUUUUUCAAGACGAUCAAGUCCGAUAAGUCCGACAAUGACCAGUGGUCAUUACACAAUCUUGUCGUCUUCCUUGGUGUACCGUCAGAAAAAUCAACCAAGGGUGUAGACACCAGUGCUGGUUUUACUGUUGUCGUAAAAACAGAUUUGAAUGGAAAUCUUAUGAGAUACUUAUGUGCCAAAGACAGGACAGAAAUGUACAGAUGGGUAGCGGCCAUAUUGAAUAUGAAGCAUCCAGAAGGUAUAUGGACAGACCCUAUCGCUGCAGCAGAGUUGAAGACACGAAGGGUAAAAGACGAACAGAUCUACCUUGGUCGACAAUCACGCUAUCUUAGGACAGAGGGUUCAUCAAAACACAUCGUCCAGGAAAUCAGUACGCGUCGAAAGUCACUGCGCCGUUCAGGACCAGUUUCAUAAAUGUUUAACUUUCAUGUAUUUUUAUAUCCUUGAUUCAUGAUGGGACCCCUGAGUUGUAUAUCAAAAAAGGUAGUCACCUGUAAAGCCACAAAGCUGAGACCGGCAAGGAUCAAUGGGUAGAUACAUUUAAUAUGUUUCAACAGCUUGAAAAAUAUUGAUGGACUUGAGUUUACAUUCACAGUUUCACCUCCUGUGAGCAUCCUAAAGCUGCAGUUUUUAUCUAAACCUUUUAAUACUUGUUUAAUAUGAAAUAGUGUUAAUCAAGAUCCUCAGCGAUCUCAGCUUUGUAGAUUUUUGGUGACUAACUUUAUUGAAAUAAGUAUAAACAUAUAAGUAACUCUAGGAAGCAAGUUUAGGAGGAUGAGGAGAGUUUACGAGAGUUCAAGCGUAGUGCACAUCUUGUGCGCUCCGCUUCUUUUACCAGUCUUUCUUUGAACUUCGCCAACUUCCCUUAAUUAUGAACAUCUAUAGACCUCUUUAGCUUGGGCGUAAUGUUUUCCCAUUUCAGGCCACUUGUCAUUCUCUUGAGAAUAAGAUUCUUUGUUUGAGUUGUAUCCGUAUUCAUGUAUCCAAUACUCUGCUCAUGCGCAUCUUCGUGCAAAGCCGUUUUGCUGUGAAUGAUAAUCUGCUCAUGCGCAGUAACGUUGCAUUUGUCAACAUAGCUCGCUUCCCUUUGGGUAGGGUAUGUUUGAUAGAUAGCAUGAACAAACGAAGCACCAAAAGAAAACGGAAAAAUAGUUUGAGAAGAUAUGAAACAAUUAUUGAACUUAGUUAUCACAAAA